AUGGCUGUACGAGCACCUCGUUUGCAAUCAGCUAAACCUCUUACACUUUCACGAUGGUGGACGAAUGGUUACCAUGGUCAAUCAAUUGCAUUUGUUGAUCAAACGGUAUUAUUCUAUGCUAUUGAUGAUGGUUUACGUUUUCAUGAUUUUACUGAUAAUGAUAAUCAAACAUGUAUAACAAGACAAGCAAAUGGAAUUGGUGUUGGAGUUAUUGCUGGUAAUGCUGAUAUGCAUUUAUUUGCUUUUGCUGAUUAUCAAAAUCCACCAAUAAUUCAUUUAUGUCAAUAUCCAUCAUUAGAUGAAAUAAAACAAUUUACAAAUGCAGCUGAAUUUGAAUAUAGUGCAUUGGAAUUUUCAACAACUGAAGAAUUAUUAUCACUUUCAACAUCACCAGAUUAUUUAUUAACCAUAUGGAAUUGGCGUACUGGAAUAAAAUUAGCACAAUGUGAAACAACAAAAAAACCAUUAGUAGAAAUUAGUUUUAAUCCAAAUUCUUGGUAUGAUAUUGGCAUACUUUAUCGUGAUCAAAUUAAUUUUUAUACAUGUGAACGACGAAAUGAUAUAUAUAUAUUAUUUGAAAGACAAUUAACAUUAGAACUUUUUAAUCAAACUGUUGCUCAUAAUCAACCAACAUAUCACGAAACAAAAAAUAAACAAUCAAAUUCACUGAGAGUUGCUGAUGUUAUUCGACGUUUUCCAAGUCGAUUUUCAUUUACAUUAGUUGAUAGUACCGUAGGAACAGAUCAAGGAACAAGUGUCAAACUUGUUGCAUUUGACAGUGAAAAUGAAGAUGCUUUUCAAACAUAUAUUGAUGAAAAAAUUCAACUUGUUGCAACUUCAUUUUGUUGGGGUGAUAAAGGUUAUGUGUUUAUUGGUACAGCUGAUGAUUCUCUUAUUCAAAUACUUUUACAAUUCGAUCGUGAAAAACAUCCAUUUCGUGCAACACGUUUUGCCGAAGAAGAAAAAUUUAAAACACAUGGUUCAAUAGGAAUGUUUAAAAAAAUAUCUUUACAUAAACUUGGUUUAUUUUGUGCUGGUUCAGAUGACAUUGUUCGUUUAAUUACAUUUGAAAAUCAAGAUGGUACAUUACAAGAAGCAAAUAAUGUUACGGAUAUUAUGGAUUUAAAUGCUAAUAUAACAACAACCAUAUUUAAUCAAACAUAUAAUAAUUUAUUUAUUUGUUCAAAACAAGGUGUUGAUAUAUUUGAUCUAGUAACAAUGGAACCAAAACCAUCAACUCUUAUUCCAAUUGCACUUGGUAAAAUUGUUGAUAUUGCACUUGUUAAUCCAUCAAAUGAACUAGUUGUAACAAUACGAGAUUCAGGUGCCUUAGAAGCUUGGUCAAUAAGUGAUGGUUCAAGAAAAUUUUCAACACAUAUUGAUAAUCAAAUGAUUAGUCAUAUAGUAACAAGUCCUAUUUUACCAUUGAUUGUUGUUACUUCAACAAUGGGUAUUUUUUAUUUUUAUGAAAUUAAUACAGAUGGUUUUCGUCUUAUACAUCGUUUACGUGUGCAUUCAAAUGAUAUACGUUGUAUUAAAUUUAAUCCACAUGGUACAAUACUUGUAUCAGCUGGUAUUGAUAAUAGUUUAUUUAUAAUGGAAAUAAAAACUGAUCAAACAUUAGUUGAUAAUAUAUUUCAAAUAAUCUAUCGAACAGAUCUUGAUGGUGAACCAUUUGCACUUGAUUUAGAUGAUUUUGAAAAACAACGAGGUAAUAUUGAACAUGAUGACCAACAACAACAACGUGAAUAUGAUGAUGAACCUAUUGGAAAUAUAAAAGAUAAAUCAAAUGAAACAAGAAUUAUUGUUGCAUUAAAUACAAAAACAGAAAAACAUGGUCGAUUUUUUAUUAUCGAUUUUGACUGGCAACAAUAUCGAGAAAAUCAAAAUUUACAAACAUCAAGUACAAAUGAAUCAUAUAUGGAUUAUGUUAUCAAUGAUACAUCAACAAAAAUAAUAACAAAAACAAAUUUUGCUAUUCAUGAUAUCAUUGAAGAUUUUAUAAUAACAGCUAGAAAUCAAUUAAUUACACUAGGAGGAACAUCUUUAAGAAUGUGUCGCAUACCAGAUGAAAUAGGCAAGUUAGGAAAAUUAAUUAGUGUUGAACCACAAGAUUCACUUGCUGGAUUGCCUUCUUCUGGUGGUCAUUUAUACAAAAAUAAAGCAAUACAAUCAUGGAUAAUAUGUGUUAGUCGAGAUGGAAUUAUUUCAAUGAUUCGUGCUUCAGAUAUGGCAGUAGAAUCAUCAAUACGUGCACAUACUUCACUUGCUUGUGGAUGUUAUAAAUCUUCAUGGAGUGUUGAUUCAAAAUAUAUUGUUUCAGUUGCUGAAGAUAAUUCUAUUGUCGUUUUUCAAACAAAAUAUGCUGGCAGACUGAUGGCACGUAUGGGUUUUUCAUCUGAAGAAAUUAAUCGUAAAAUGAGAAAUUUAGCAAAUCUUGUUACUUAUGAAAAUGCAUCAUCUGCUUUAUUUGAGAAUAUUUAUGAUCGAUUUAGAGAUUAUCAAACAAAAUUUCAAAAUGUUAAUAUGACACCACCAUCAGCACCAAAAGAAGAUUCGUCAUGGUUACAAUUAAAAGAAUAUGAGGCUACAUUACAAAAUCUUGAUACACAUUUAACAUCAAAAAUAGAAAUUCGUAAUGAACUUGAACGUAUUCGAAAAGAACUUCAUGAAUUAAUGGCAAUAAAUGAUAGUCGAGAAGAAAAAGCUCAACUUGAUCGACGAGAAUUUGAUUUAGAUAGUGAAGAACAAGAAAGACAACGUAAAGAAAGAGAUGCUACGAUUAUUAAAAUGCGAGAUGAAACCAUAACACAAAAUCUUAUUCGUCUUAUGAAACGUGAAGUUAUUAAACAACAAUGUUGGGAUUCUAUGAGUAUAAAAGGACGAUGUAUUGAGGGUAUAACAAAUCCAUAUCGCAAACAAACACUACCAAUUGUUGUUGAAAAUUACCCAUUAUUACCACGUAGUCUUGAAGAAUUAGAAAAUAUUCGUCAUAUUAUCGAACGACGUCGUAUUGAAAUUGCAGAAAAAAAAUUACGACGACAAAUUCUUGCAGAUAGCUCAAUUGGACAUGAAGUGGGCAGUGAUAUUCCAUUGCGUGAAGAACCGUCAACACUUGAAAAUGAGGAUGAUCAUCGUGAACAAACAAAACAAUCAACUGCUUUACUUGGUUCUGUUAGUAAUGAAUUUCAAGUUGAUACAUCAAUACUUUAUAAUCAAUUUGAAUUAUAUACUCAUGAACAAAAAUGGACACAAAUUGUUUUAUUAAAUGAUUUAAUAUAUAAAAUAAAAGAAGCAUUUAAUAAAGAAUUUGAAACUGUUCAUCAACGUAAAUUACAAGAAUUAGCAAAAAUACGUGAAAAAAAUACACGUAUUAAACAAAUCAAUGCAGAUUUAGAUGAUACAAGUCCUGUUUGGGAACCAGAUUUAACAGAAAAAGAAAAACCAUUAUUAUUAUUUGAAGUUAAAGAUAACGAGGUUAAAGUUGAAAGAUAUUAUACACCAGAGCAAUUAAAACAAUUAGAAGAACAACGACUUAAUGAAGAACGUCGACGUGAAAUGGAAAAACUAGAUAAUUGGCGUGAACGUGGUCUUAACGAUAUGAUGGGUGGUGUUUUACAAGUUCGACGAGAAGAUGAAUUAAAAAAGGAAAUUCCUAAACCAGCAUUUGCACUUGAGAAACCUGAAGAUGAAUGGACAGAACUUGAAAAACUAACUUAUCAACAAUAUUUACAAAAAGUUAAAGAACAACAAGAAGAAAGAGAUAAAUUACGAAAAGUUUUAACUGCAGAAGCAAGUAAAAUUCAUGAACAAAUUCAAGAAAAUUGUGACACAUUUGAACAAAUUUUGAUUCAAUUACAUCGACGAAGAAUUUUAGCUCAAACAGCAGCUAUUCAAGAAGAAUUAAAAAUUAGUCGUUUAAUAUUUGCAUUAGUUAAAGAUCGACUUAUUGAACAAUUAGAAGAAACAUAUGAAAAUCGCUCAAAAAUACUUGAAGAUAAAGUUCAUGAACUUGAACUUUCAAAACGUGCUUUAGAAGAUAGUAUUAAUAAUGUUGAUAAUGAAAAAAGACGAUUAAAAGCUGAUGAUACAUUUGAUAAACAAUUUCCUCGAGAAUUUGCAGAUGUUCCAUCAGCAUUACAAGAUUCCCUUAAACGUUUAUUGAUUAAACGACCAAAAUUAAAGCAACCGAAAACAGUAGAUGAAUUUAAUCCAUAUUCAUCACGACAAAUACGCUUACUUGAACUUGAAUUUGAUAAAAUGCAAACAGAAGCUGAUUCAUAUACAAAUGCACCAUCAAAUAUUGCUCGAAAUGUUUGGGAACGUUUUGUUGAUUUCCGAAAGAGACGUGCUGACCUUGAACGAGAAUUACGACAACAAGAACAAGAAGAAAUAAUGAUAAAAAAUUUAAAAAACCUGCGCGAAGGUGAAUUAACAAAAAAAAGUGUUGAAUUUGAACAAAUACAAAAUCUUCUUAUUACAACAAAAGAUGCUCAUAUUGAUGAUAUGUUUGAUUUAUAUGUACAAAUCGUUCUCAAACAAGGUCAAGUUGAAGUUCAAUCGCAACCAGCUGAUCUUCCACCUGAUCAAUAUCGAAAUACUGAUGUUGAACUUAUUAAUCGUCAUGAAGUUGAAGAUUUAAACAAAUCAAUUAUUGAAUCAGCAAAUUUGAAAAUUCGUCAAAUGGAAAAAACGAAAGGUGUUGUUAAUGAAUUACAAUCAAUGAAAUGGGAAAAAGAAAAACUAACAUAUGAAAUAACUGAUUUAAAACAACGUGCACAAGAUAUAACUUUUCUAAAAGUAACAAGAAAUGUUCAAGAAUAUUUAGCAUGUUCGAAUGAUACAGCAUUUGAAUCACAAAAACAACGUGAAUUACAAAUGUUAGAAGCUACAAUUGACAAAAUGAAACAACGUUUUGAUGAUCAAAAAUCAAUAAAAGGAGAUGAAAUUCGUAAAUUACAAUAUGAUAAUUUAUCUAUUGCUAAUGUAACAUUAGCUGUUGAUGAAGCACUACAAAAUGCCAAUGUUAAUUUAUAUGAAAGAAAAAAUAUUAUUGAUCAACGAAUUGUUGAACAAUCAAAAGCAGAUCAACAAGAUCGUAUUCAUCAAGUUGUACGUCGUCGUCGUCUUGUAGAUUUAGCUAAAGCACAAGCACAAGAAGUUGCUUAUUUACGUGCUGAAGUUGAACGUUUACGUAUGAAAACAUUUCCAGCUCUCGUACAAAUUGAACAUUAA
Molecule: messenger RNA, 5235 nt
Organism: Rotaria sp. Silwood1
Lineage: Eukaryota; Metazoa; Rotifera; Eurotatoria; Philodinida; Philodinidae
Source: the annotation of a GenBank genome assembly